AUGACACUGAUAUCCUUAAUCUUCAAGACUAUCUGGGGUCUUUUCACUCCUGCUGAAGAACCAGUUCCUAUUGUUGAAUCUGGUUCUGACGCUGAUAUUCAAACUACCGAAAUCCCUUCCCUCAGAUCCAAACUCAGAAGUUUCUUUUACAAAUCUAAAAGAAAUUCCCCAAAUGAAAACCCUUCUGACGUUUCUUCCAUUCCAUCAAACUUCACUCCUGAUCUCCAAGAAACCUCCACUUUAAAAUCCGUUCCUUCUGACCACAAACACAAACACCAUUUUUCUAAAUUAAGCAAUUGGUUUAGAAAAAGGAGCAGAGAAAAUUCUAGUGAUAUUGCUACCAGUAAUGAACAAGAUUCCUCAUAUAUCCCAAGUUUACCUCAAAGUUCCACUGAUCAAAAUGUUACUUCAUCCCAAUUUAUCCAAUCUCAAUUUGGUUUGGUUUCCGAAAUGUCGGGUAAUUUGAAGAAAACCAAAGCUUUAUUGGCCUGGAAGAACUUAAAAACAACUGAAAGAAAAAUAUUGGACAAAUAUUGCCUUGAAUGUUGUCAAACCCCUCGUCGUGAAACAACUAUCAAAAAGCUUCAAGAACAGUUACAAGUACUUGAAGUUAGAUUAUUUGAAGCUGAGAACCAGUAUGGUGAAAGAAUUCCAGAUGAUAUUAGAAAUUCCAUGAAUGAGUUUGCUGUUUCAACGCGUGACAUCUGCGGAAAGUUAGUUAAUAACACUGAUACUUUUGUGGCAAGCUUGAAUAAAGAAUCUCCCACCUUGUCAUCAAAGAUCAAUUCAGCCUCAGCCAAGUCUAGACAAGAAAGUAUCAGCCUGACCAUUUUCCAAAUGCUUAAUCAAGAAAUACCAAAAUUCAAAGCCGAUUCCGAAAAUCAUAAUGCCACUCCAGAAAUCAUCGAAACCAGUAGCAUCUAUAAUUCCUUAACCAAUUUACUCACUGGAAAGCAUUGUCUUCACUCACAAGUUGCUUCAUCCCAUAUACAUAAUGUUGCUCCUAAAUGCAUUCAACUGAGUAGUGUGUAUGGAUCCUUACUCACUAUGAGAAUGUCUUCUUGUUCACAAGAAGCUAAUGCUUCUGGAAUUAUCCACCUGGAUAUUAUCACUUAUAAUGGAGGGUUAGUUCCUGGAAGUAUUGUCCAUGAAUCUACUAGAACCAAUCCUGAAAUUUCAUUCAGCAACCAAUCUGAGUCAACAAUCUUGUUGCGUGCUCCAUGGCAGUAUGAAAACUUCAACUGGCCCCAUCUUAAGGAUGGAAGUGCCUCCAAGUUCUUGGACAAAAGAAACAAGGAAGUUAUUGUUAAAAUACAAAGAGAGCUUGAAGAAGACAAGAGACGCAUAUUAAGAAAUCAAGAGAGAAAGGAAAUAAAGAGAAUGGAACACGAAAACCUGCUCAGAGAGUAUGAAGAUUACAACUCCCUUGAUCUUUAUAUUAACCAAAGUGAUUCAGAAGAUUCAGAAAAAGAACGCAUUAGAUCUCGUCCUGUUACUCGUUCUGAUACCUAUUCUGACCUAGUACACAAGAGCAAACAACGCAGGGAAAAGUUUAGAAAGGAUAUCAUUCAAAAGUGUGCUGGCAGUGCUCUUAUAUGUCCUAACACCACAAGACCACUUUACUGA
Spathaspora passalidarum NRRL Y-27907 is the source of this 1626-nucleotide messenger RNA. RefSeq lists its product as uncharacterized. The transcript has a single exon. The coding region runs from base 1 to 1626 and encodes 541 amino acids. Lineage: Eukaryota; Fungi; Ascomycota; Pichiomycetes; Serinales; Debaryomycetaceae. The record is from RefSeq and is a predicted model, not a curated record.